AACUCAUGCAUGUUUGUUACAGCUUCAUACUGGUGAUUUGUUAAUGUGUGUACCUUGCCUGUGUGUGUGCUUUAAUUUAUCACUAACAAAAUAAUAGACUCUAUCUCUAUACAUAUCAAAACAAGUAAUUAUGGGUAAGUGCAAAUUUAAUGAAGACUGGCUUAAAAAAAAAGAUAAAAAUGGACAUAUUGUGUGUGAGUGGGGAAAAAAAGAGGACAGUGAUACAGGUUUUUUUUGUUUUGUGUGUCUUAAAAAGUUUUCGAUUGCUUGGGGCUUUGAAGCUAUCGAACAACACGCAUCAACACAAAAACACAAGGAACAGUGUAAAGUAAAGUUGACAGCAUCUCAAUUGCAUAUGACAAGUUUGCGACCCAAUGAAAAACCCAUCGAAGAACAACCAAGUACUUCUAAACCUGAAAAUAGCCAAAGAAGUUGUGUACAAUUAUAUAGUGUCAAAGAUGGGGCCACAAGAGCAGAAAUUUUGUGGGCUAUGAAAAUGGUGGUCUCUGAUUUUCCAAUAGAGCCCUCAUGCGAUUCUAUAAAGGAACUAUUUUCAGCUAUGUUUCCAAAUUCACUACCAUCAGAUUUUUCUAUGUCUACUACCAAAGCAAGAUAUUUAAUUUGUGAUGCUAUAGCUCCAUAUUUUAGGCAAGAAAUGAUGAAGGACUACAAAGACUCCUAUUUUUCGCUAUGUUUCGAUGAAACCUGCAAUGCAGCAUCAAAAAAGGAGCUUCAGGUGGCCAUAAAAUAUUGGUCUCCGAUUAAAGAAAUGAUAAUAACGACACAUUUAGAAACUUUCUUCAUUGGUAAAGCUACCGCCGAGGAUAUUUAUUCUAAGCUGAAUGAAGCAAUGGACAACGCUCAACUAUCCCGCAAAAGGCUUCUGAUGCUAGGCUGUGACGGGCCCAAUGUGAAUAAAGCGGUUACAAGAUUGAUGAACGAUUCUUUAAUUCUGUUGGGCAGACGGAAAUUAGCUGAUAUAGGAACAUGUAACAUUCACACUGUACACAAUGCCUUUCUUAAGGCUUUGAUGGAGUUUGGUGAAAGCGUAUCUGACUUUAUAUUUCAAAUUCACAACUUUUUCGAUGGUUGGCCUGCUCGCUGGGAAGAAUAUGAAAUUAUUCAAGACAAGUUAAAUUUGCCAAACCAUCGCUUCAUUAAGCACGUUUCUUCACGUUGGCUCACUAUGGGGCCUGCUGCUGAACGCGUUUUAGAGCAAUGGCCUGCAAUAAUUGAGUAUUUCACUAAACAUCUACCUAAAAAACAGACUAAUACAUCCCAAAACUUUAAAAACAUCUAUAACUUCAUCAAUCAAAAGCUAGCAAAAGCAGAAAUAAUGUUUGUAGUGUCCAGUGUAAAGAUGUUCGUGAAAGUCACUGGUUUCUUCCAGCGUGAAGAGCCAUUGGUUCACAUGAUUCAUGAAGAAUUAAAGAAACUCGUGAGAACCAUUUUUAAUCGGUUUUGUGUAAAAAGCGCGCCUACGUCAGUUGAAGGUCUAAAUGAAAAAUAUUACGUUCCUCUUCAAGAUAUUGUGCUAGAAGAUUCAAUCAGAGAAUUAUUGGAGACCGCUCAAGAACGUGAUAGAGUAACAUUUUUACACAAAGUAAAAAAUCAUUACGUCGCCGCUUGCAAACAUCUGCUAACAAAAACGUCAAUGGAUUAUUCUUUAAUAAAAUACUUGGCAAUAUUGAACCCUAAAAAACAAAAUUCAGAAACGUGUCAUAAAGACUUUUUAAAAAUUGCAAACACUUUGCCGGUUGCGUUUGAAGAAACGGCACUAACAAACGAAUGUCUUUUGUUGAUGCAACAUCAAAAAGGAAAUCAAGAAGAACAAAGGAUUGAAACUUACUGGGGCAAUAUUUUUAAAAGGACCUUUGAUAACGGAGAAAAAAUGUUCCCCAACCUGGAAUACAUUGUAAAGGCCGCAUUAGCACUGUCGCAUGGCAAUGCAGAUGUGGAAAGGGGCUUUUCAUGUUCGGGUAGAAUUUUAACACCAGAAAGGGCUAACAUGUGUCAGAGGACCCUUGAUGCGCAUUUGACAGUUAAAUCGGCACUAAAAAACAUGUACGAAAACAAGAUUCAUUUAGUCCCUUUAACACCUGAAUUGAUGAAAUUAGCCAGAACGGCAUAUAUAAGAUAUAAAACAUAUUGUGAAGAACAGAAGCAAAAAGAAGAAAUAAAGAAGCUCGAAAAGAAAAGAAAUGAGGAACUUGAUAGAGAAAAAAAAGAACUUAAGAGAAAGUACGAAGAAACUAAGACGAUUAUUGAAGAAGGUGAGACAACGCUAAAAAAAAUAAGAGAAGAAGAAAAAAUUAAGAGGGAGACAAUUGACAGAUUAAUUAAAAAUGCAAAUGCCAUGUUGAAGGGCGGAAUCAAAGAAAAAGACAUGGUUUCCGUAAAUAUGGCAAAAUCUCUGCUAGAAACUGUAGUAAAGGAGAGAAAAGAAGAAGAACAACAAAUACAAGAGGAAGAAAAAAUACAAAAAAUCGUAGAUAAGAAGAAAAAAACACUUAUAACAAACUUCUUUAAGAAAACUUAAUUUUAAAUGUUAUGUUUAUUUUAAUGGAACUUCUCUGUACUUUUUUCUUUCUCAUAGUCAUUUGAUUUUAGUGUUCACUAUAUGUAUAAUUUUGCACGAAUGCGCAUGACUCACUUGUAAUACAAUAACAAUUACUAACAAUAAAAAAAGCUUUUUAACACAAUAAAAAGGCGGUGCUGGUUGGCUAUGGGGAUGGUGGAGGCCAAUAACUGAAAAUAAGCUUUUUAUUUCACACCAUUCACCCGAAAAACGGUUUGGAAAUGGUCAGUAUUUGGUCAGUAUUUUUGAAUUUUUGGUCAGUAAAAUCAGUAUUUUCGACCAUAGAACUUGUUUCGGCCCCUGUAAGUAUUGACGCAACGGGUUCAAUAUUCAAGAAAAUUUGUCCCCCUAAUCCUACAAAUGCUUACGAAAGUAAACACUUGUUUUUAUACGUCGUGAUGCUAAAGGUCGAAGGUAAUUCCGUGCCACUUUGUCAAAUGAUUUCAGCCACGCAAACCAUGGAUAAUAUAUUUCACUGGUUAAAGAAAUGGAUCGGUCAUAUGAAAGCACCGAACGAAGUCAUUUGCGAUGAGUCGGCUGCAAUUUUAGGAGCUGUUGUGAACGCGUUCACAAGAUUUAGCACAACCAGAGAAUAUUUAUCACACUGCUUUAAUGUUUUAUGCCAAGGAGAACGCAGUCAAAUUGCUUGCCUUUUGAGAUUAGAUACAUCACACUUCUUGAAGUCUUUAUAUCGCCUACAAUGUUUCAAGUUCGUUGAUGUUCGUGUCAAGUCUUUUUAUAUUAAAUAUCUGUUAGGACUAAAAAGUUGUACGAAUUUUGAGGUGGCAAAAACUAUAAUUGAAAAUUUCAUACAUACCAAGUUCUUUUGCGAUAGAUCUUUUACUCUCGCCAUCUGCAACCCUUUUACGUGCUGCUUCUAUUAUUUCUUGAGGACAAAUCGAUCGAUUUGAUGAUCUUUUUCUUCUUGAGGACAUCCUGCAAAUUAAAUUAUAUUUUAAUUUAACAAACUAUUGCCAAUUAUUAACCCUUAAAGGAGCGAUUUUUUAUUUUACACGAAAAAAUAUAACGUGUGUAUUUGGGGCCAUAUAUUAAGGGAAAAAUAAUAAAAAAAAUAUUUGAAAAUUAUUUAUUUUUUAAAUAAAAAAAAACAGUAUGUUGCCAAAUGGCUACAGUGCGCGUUCCGGCCUACCAUAGCUUCAUAUAAAGUAAGAUAACAAAAAAAUAGGUUUGUUGUAAAAUAGAUCAAUCAAAAGCCAUGAAAUUCACUAAAACAGUUCCUGGUUUUAGUGUGGCACAGAGCCACAUUACACUUUGUGCACUCGACACGUGUAAAACCUUAUUUUUUUUCUCACAGCGCUUUUCAUGGUGGGCAAUGCCAUCGGUCCUAACAUCUUUCGGUGGUACGUACGACAUUUUUCCUCUCUUGGCCUUCAACUCCAAUUCUCUUUCUAGACUGCCUUUCGAUGGUCUCCCUCUCUUGUUCCCAUCACCAUUCACUUUAUAUUUACAUAGACUUUCGGCUAACUCGGCUCUAUACUCUCCAAGAUUCAUGUUCUUCGUAUUUCCUCUUACUUCAUUUACUUUCUUGUAUAAUAUCCAGGAAUUUAUUACGCUCAAAUCAAUCAUGUGGUAAAACAACCGCAUAUACCAUUUUCUACUUUUUAUUCUGAUUCUAUACCUCCCUAAAAAACUGUCAAAGUUUCAAAAAGUUUCAAAUUCUAAGUUUCUUCUGUAUAAAGUGAAAAUGGAAUACAGAAAGUGCUUUGUUCCAAGUUGCAGCAGUAAUUGUAAAAAUAGUCCAAACAAAAUCUUCGUUCGCAAUAGGGAAGACUUACGAUAGAAGUGGUGUCGAAAAGCUGAUGCGAAAUAUUACAAAGUUUAUACUAUGUAUUGUCGCGAAGAUCAUUUUAAUGUAAGUAUCACAGAAGUAAUAUACUCCUCUGAUAUUGUCAGUCCCAUUAUUGUCCAUAUCAUAUGUUAAAUUACGUUUUUAACAUAUGAUAUCACAGGUUUUAUUGUUUACAGCCUAUAUUAAGGUUAUUAUUAUUGACAGUUCUAUUCAGACAGCUAUUAUUGACAGUUGUACUUUUUUAAUGCAACCACACUAUGGCACAGAUACUAUCGUUCUGUCCAUAUGAUGACGUCACCCAUAUCAAAAAGUGGAAAAUCUUAAAAAAAUAUUUUUGAAGUGGUUUCUGAUCCUUUUAUCAAAAUAUUCAAAUUAUUUUCUUUAAAUGGACUAUAUUAUCAAAAAAUUCAAUAAAAACACAAGGUAUUUUUUUUAACAAUGCCCAUUGCUAAAUUGUUUAGAUGAAGUUACAAACUACAAUCCAAAACAAAACAACGGCAAAAAAACUGGACAGACUUUGAAAGAUUAGGGAUUUUACAAACCUGUCAAUAAAUAAUUGCCAUUACAAAAAAAAUAUAUUGAUGGCAAAAAUAAUUCCUAUAAAUAUAAAGAUUCUAUGCAUAUUUGCAAUAAUUAUGUAUUCUAAGGUAUAACCUGUAAUUGGUUAAUUAUAUUUACUGUUAUUUCUAUUUUAAAAUAUUUAUUUAUCAUUUCGAGCCUUCUGAUAUUUUAUUAAUGGCAACUUAUAAAAACAUGUCUUCUACGUUUCGUUUCAUUAUAUUACGUUUCGUUACUAAAAUCUUUUAAUUGAUAUAUUUGCUAAACCCCAGCUUCUAAAAAUAUUAUUUUUACAGAAAAAUGAAUGGUUUAGUUGUCUCAAUAAGUGGUACAAAUUUUAUCAGGGAACACCAAAAAAAGUAUGCUGUACGAAUUCUGCCAUUCUCCUUUUUGAAGUUAUAGUAAAUAGUGUGUUAUUCUUAUUAUUUGUAGUUAUAAUUAUUUUAAUUCUUUAUUGAUAUAAAAAUAAAUUUUCACUUUUUUGUGAUAAGUGUGUUUGUAUCCUAGCAUCAUAUUCAACCUGUGCAUUACGUCUACGCUUUGGCAUGGGUUCCGAAGAGUUGAUUCGUUCAAUGACACAAUCUGUAUGCUCCUGCUCUUUAGCCAAUUCAAUAAUUGUUUUAUAAAUGUUCCAUUUUUUAUGGAGAAGCGUGUUCCAUCGUUCAUGGCACGAUUCCAAUGCAUUUUGUGUCCUUGGAACAGAAAGUGUGCGAUCGUAAACUGACCACAUGGCUGGUGGAAAUAAUGCCUGAUUUCUUUUUAUUAUGAAACCCGUGUUAGUUCUUUGCUGCGUGUGAUGUGAUCCAACAUAAUAUUUCUUAAACCAGUGGGCAAUUUCAGUUGCUUCUGUCGGCAAUAUUUUAUUUUGGAUGAUUUCGAAGGCUUCGGAUAUCUCAGUGGGCUCAAGAAAAGCGAGGGCAACUAAGUGUCUGAUUUUGUACGCAAAUGUGAAAUCUUCAGCAUAUCGCCUUGCGAGACCCUCUGACUGGACAUGACGCCAAAUACUUUGGGUCAAAUGGAAUAAGCAUAGUCUGUGGGCGCAGUCUGGAAACUGUCGUUUGACUGCAUUGAUCACUCCUACUUCAAAAUCAGUUAAUAUAUUAGCUGGUGACAAAUGGGUAUUUAAUGUAUUGAUCGCAUAUUUUUUCAAAAUCUCCAAAAAUAUGAAAUAACAGCUUUCAGUCUUAUGUGACAGUAGUGCGUAUACCAUAGGUAGAAAUUUAUUUGUGCCUCCUGCAGUUCCCACUAAAACAUGAAUAGAAAAAAAUUGACAGAACGGAGUUGGACAACUCGAAAAUGUCCCGUCCAUGAUCCAGCAUUGUGCAUUAUUCAUACGCUUAACAUUAGCUUUAGUACCAAAAAUCGCAACACUU
Molecule: messenger RNA, 6319 nt
Organism: Spodoptera frugiperda (fall armyworm)
Lineage: Eukaryota; Metazoa; Arthropoda; Insecta; Lepidoptera; Noctuidae
Exons: 2
Coding region: 131-2539 (802 amino acids)
Source: RefSeq, a predicted model, not a curated record